Molecule: messenger RNA, 664 nt
Organism: Elaeis guineensis (African oil palm)
Lineage: Eukaryota; Viridiplantae; Streptophyta; Magnoliopsida; Arecales; Arecaceae
Product: signaling peptide TAXIMIN 2
Source: RefSeq, a predicted model, not a curated record
GCUCGAGUGGAGCGGGGGCGAAUUCCUGGGCAGCGGUUGCACCCUCUCCUUCCCACCAUCAGAUCGACUCCCAAAAGGGGAAAUUAAACCACCUUAGUUUAGAGGAGAGAGCCACCAGCCCAGAGAGAGAGGCUCAAUGAGGACAUGAAUUAAGAGAGGCAGAGGAAAAGCAUGCAUGCAUGGCUCGUUGCAGGCCUCUGGGAUUCUUGUUGGGAUUGCCCUUUGCCGUGCUCGCAUUGCUUCUGUCCCUUGUCGGCGCCGUAGUGUGGUUCAUUGGAUUUGCCCUGACCUGCGUAUGCCCAUGCUGCUGCGGAUGCUGUACUUGGGUGGCCAAUUUGGCGGUUGAUAUAAUACAGCUUCCUGUUAGAGUGAUUCAGUGUUUCAUGGAUAACGUCCCUUAUUAAUGUUAAUUUUGUAAAUUAUUUAUGUAUAUAUAUUAUUAUGGUUCUAAUAAUGUAGAGGGCACCAAUAAUUUUAUAUCGAUUGUGAGUUAAGAAAAAUUUGUGUUUAUAAAGAAAAAAAAUUCUUACCACGUGAUGUAUUUUUUAAAGGAUAAAAUUAUGUGGUCUAUGGGUCAGAGUCAAAAGGGACUCGUCUUUGUAAGGAGAAAAAAAAAAUUUAUGUGGGAUAUCUUAAUCCGCAAUAUAUAUCAUUGGUGCUUUUU